CACCUCUGCCUUCGUACCGCCCCCCAGCUCGGCCACCUCAGGCCCCCGCCCGGCCCGGCCGGGGCUGGGCAGAGCGGCGCGGCCUCCUCCUCCUGCCCCGCCUCGCCGGGGGUCCCGCCCCGAGGCGGGUCCGGGCGCUGGCCCAGCCGCGCUUCGCCACCGGCGGUAGCGGUGGCCCCGGUGGUUCUCCUUCCGCUUCUCACCGGAGCCAACAGCCGGUGGCUCCGCCUCUGCGCGUCGAGUGACUGGCCAGCCGGCCGCGCCGGGUGCGGAGCAAAGGCCAGUAAGGAGCUCCUACUCUUCCAGUGGAUGCUGCACAUCCAUCUGAAGAGACACACACUAACAAGGUUGCUGAAGAAAUUCCCAGUAUAACGUUAGCAGUCUGAAAUCUUUAGCUUGGAUGCAAAAGCCUGUUUUCUCAUCUAAGAUUCCUGCAUCACUCGUUUUGGUUUUUGGCUGAAGAAAUCAAGAAAAGAUGGACUGGAAUGUAAGACCACCGCAGAAUGCUGAUGCAAAGAAGAACCUGCAAAGUGAAGAAGCAUGUUACAAUCAAUUGUUCUCUAAUGCACAUACUUUUCCUCAGACAAAUGCCUAUUCCUCUAAAAAUUCAUGCACUUAUGCUGGCAAUAACCAAAUGGCAUAUCUGCCAACUAGCACCGUUGCCUUCCCUAUUGUAAAUGCUGAAGGAUUCAAAACUUCAGAUCAGGCCUUACCAGGAGCAUCUGUAACUGGUAACGAUUUUUUUGUCUCAAAAUACUUAGUUGAUAGACGUCCACCGUCUUGCCUGCCAAUAGCUCCAAAGCCUCCCAAUCAGACAUCGCGUUUGCGGACAGAGAUCACUCAGACUUCUUGGCCAAACUCUAAUGCCUGCACUUAUUCCCAUAGAAAGUUACCUCCCCCAUCUUCUCAAAUGAACACUGGAAAUAAUGUGAGGAAUGUACUUUGGGAACAUCAGUAUGUCACCACAAACAGUUACACUGUGCAGCCACAAAUACAGCAGCAGAAUUCUAUGAGAACUACAAUAUUAUAUCAAAGUAACAUUAAUUCCCAGAAUAAUUCUAUGUCUCUUGGUACAUCUGGGCAACAUGUCCAAAACCAACUAUAUCAUCCCAACCCUCAAUUUAAAGUUUCACACUCGGUGAAUCAUAAUACUGCAGCAAACGUACAGCUGCUACAGUAUCGGCCAAGUCAGGUGGGAUCAGAAGCUCCUAGCGGAUGUUCUGCACCAUCUUUCUUGCCUGCCAACUGUGAUUCAAGAGCUGCAGCACAACCUUCAAUAGGUGUACCACAGGCAGUUCAAAAUGUGCCUAAUGGAUACACUCUUGGCCAACAGAGGCACCUAUCAGAUCCAAAAACUGCCUCUGGUUUUAACAGUGUUCAGCAGCACUGUCAGAAACAGCAAUCUGGAGAAGUCAGUCAAUCUGUUAGGAAUGCCUGUAAUUCAAGUGGAAAUGUGACAGCAAAUCAGCCUUUUAAUGAAACGUCUGUGCCAUCCUCUGGUAUUCCCAAAGAACUGUAUGAUAUUGUGCAAGAAAUGGAAACUCUUUCUUCGAUGGCUGCUUCAAAGCCACUGAGGGAUUCUGCUUCAGUUCAGGAAAGCCAGACUAGUAAUUUAAUGAAUGGACCUGUUAAUUCUCAAAUUUCUUCAGCAGCAGCAGAUGGAAGACCAAUUACAAAGGACACACUAGCUUGGGAAGCUCAAAGGCUGCUCACUAUUAAAAAAAAGUGUAUCCUGCUUGAAAGGAUGCAUAAUUAUAGAAGAAAACUCUUAGCAGCUUCAGGACAUGACAAGAGUACUCCCUCACCUCUUCCAAGUUAUCAAAGUAGUCUUGCUAAUGGGCAUUGGGUGCCCAACCAAAAUGUACUGCCUUCGCCAUCUGAAACAGCCAGGACAGAGAGUCAAAUACUUAACUCUUCACCUGAAGAAAGAAAUGACAAAAACAUAGCCAAUGCUGAUAACAGAGGAUUAGAGGUGACUCAAAGUAACCCUCAGGUGGAGCAGGGAAGCCAUUCAUCAAGCUCUGCUCCUGUUCUCUCUCAGAGCAAACUCCCAGCUCAAUUAAAUAAUACUGAGCCCACCCCCAUCUCAGAACAAAGCAAUGCAGAUGCCUUGGCCUCUUCUCAAAAAACUGUGACAUCCUUGAACAAUGCUUCAUGUUUUAAUCGAGUGGAUAAUAGCUCUAUUAAAAUUGCAUCAAAGAAUGCGCCAGCCAACCCCAAGAACUCAUCAUUUCUUCAGUUCGUAUUGAGCAGCACAAAUGUACUGAAAGAGAAGACAGCUGGUGCUACUGCUGAUAAAAUACUAACUAGCCUCCUGUGUAGUGAAAAACCGCUGGUAGAUAUACCUGUCUUGGGUGGAAGUGAGGAGAAUGUAGAAAGUUUGAAAGGUGAGCAGGCAUUUAUGGUUCACACAAACUGUCCUGUACCAGAAACAACUAAAUCUGGUGAAACUAAAUUCCAGAGUGAUGUAGCUCAGAAAAAAACGCCAUUUACCGAAAAUACGUCUUUUAAACAAAGCAACUAUGGUUAUUCUGUGGAAGAGCUAACUGCAUGCCUGGGCUUGUGGAGAAAGCAUCCAUCAGAACCUGUAAGUGUGCAAAAUACCCAGUCAAAUGAAACCUCCACAGCAAAUCAGAUUUCACCUUACAGCCAAAACACAAAAAAUGGAGAACAAAAUAAUGUUCAGGUUAGUACAGACGAAGCAGUUUUGCCUGUAACAACUGCUUCUGUAGGACAAAAACUUGAUACAUUGAAUUGCAAUUUGAUAAAAAAUUUUGAACUUCAAGUUGCAGUUGUCUCUCCUUUGGUACUUUCUGAACAGAAAACACAGAGUGAGCAGGUAGACAAAUGUCCAACGUCUGCAGGUAAAAUCUACCCAGUGAUUGAUUCAGGAAGCACAUGUAGCUUGCAAGAAGAGGGGAAAAACGGUUUAAGUGUGGUAAAUACCAGUAAAGGAACAAUAGAAGCUGUUCGGUUGUCACCCAGCGAUUGUGUUCUGGUACAGAAAGUGGACUCACAAUUGCAACAGACCAAAUUAACUGAUAGAAACAGAAUAGUAAAAAACAGUGUGAGUGCAAGUGAUUCAUGUGAUGAAAACCAAAGGAAAGUUAGUCAAUCGGCACAAAACGCUAGAGAAAAUCUGCAACUUGGAUUACAAAACAAGCCUUCUCCUGCAUUGGGCAUAAAUUCUUCUAGUCAAACCUUUCCAGAAGGUAUAAGAGACCAUAAUAACAAGCAAGGUGUGUUAGAGACAGGAGAUACAGCCACAGCUGUGUUGGAAGAACGUAUGUUUUGUAUUUCUAGUGUAUGUUCUCUUGUUGAAGGUGAUACAUCUUAUAAUCCACAAAUAGCAAGUAUGUUCAGGUCAGUCCCUGAGACACAGGCAUUAAAUGGUACCUCAUCAGAAGGAAAUGCAUCUGACCCAAGGCAAACGGAGCAACGUCUGGACUUGGAUAAAAAUGAGCUGAGCAAUAUCACUCCCCAAAGAGACAGCUUACUGCAAAAGAUGUUGGUAGAAUCACCAAGCUGCACGAGUGAAGCAGGUAAAAUUUUGGAUGGUAUCACAACUAGUCAGUGGGAGAAAGAAAGCAGUGGCAAUCCUCUUAAAACAAUUUCUGCCUCAGAACAAAAAAUGUCAUUCAAUGCAUCUUUCAAGCAUCCUGAAAAUGACUUGGAAAUUCUUGCUAGUAUAAACCAGGAGUUAGCUCAAAAUUCACUAGAUCUCUUGAUUGGCGUAACUGCUGCAAGAAAUACUUCCACUGUUCCAAGAGACAACAGUAAAGAAAACUGCAUGUCUGGUAAAUAUAGCACAGAAAAAGAGAUUAACCUUUUUGGAGCAGAACCUAUUAAAUGUCUAAGUGAUCAGCUGUCUGAACUAGUGAAAGAGUUUCCAUAUGGCAUUGAAAAUGCAGAUGUGCUAACAAAAGAAGCAGUACAAAAUGAUUCUGUGGCUGAGCGGAUGGAGAAUCAACCUCAAAAAGAGAGUCAAAUUUGUGACAAGAAUUCUCAUUUGAAGGACCCAGUAGAUCAGAUAAAAAUUGUAGUGUUAAGCUCUGAUCAGAUGCAAGAACUGCUGCCUGAACACAGCCACUGUUCCUCUGGUGACAGCAAGAGAGUAGGGAGUCAACAGUCAGAAAAGGCUUCAGCUGAGGGGGAGAACCUUGAAGGCAGUAUUCAGCCUAGCCAGAGUCUAUGCGAGCAGAAAAAAAAACUACAACAAGCCUCUAACCCCAGAAAAAGAAGAAAUAAAGAUUGUUCUUUAAUGUGUUGUUUAUCUGGAGCAUGUGGAAUGCCCUGUGAAUUUGGAAUGUCUGGUUCAGAGGAAACUAACGAUCAACUUUCAAAAACUGAAAAUACGAGCUCGGCAGAGAUACAAGAAAACAAUGGUAAAUCUGAUGCUGUAAUGAAGAACAACUGUGCAGUGGAAAACCUGCCAAUUUCUGAAAAAAAUCCAAACAGUGUUAGCAAAAAUGAAAAAGACAGUUGCAAAUACACCUCUGUAAUGAACAAAGAUGCUAGGCUAAAGGUGAAUAAUGAAUACAAACCGCUUACAACACAACAGGGAAAAAAAGGACCACUUAAUUCCUCUGAAAACCAGGAUGCUGAUAAAUCUAAAAGGAGCAGCUGGAAGGAAGAGCUGCAAGUCGACAGAGGAACCCCAUUGUUGGGCAUAGAAUUUCAUUCUGACAAAAAAGAACAUCAGACAGUCUCAGAAGAGUUGUCGGAGAAAGCUGGUCAUACAGAUGCAGACAAGGUGACAAAGUUAUCCAAAAUGAAAAGGAGAGUUUUCAAAAGGGAGUGCUGUUCAAAAGAUAAAACCAAAACAGGUUUGGCCAUCAAAUCCAAAACAGACAUUGACAAAUUUACAAAGUCAGGAACUGUUGAAAUGAAGCCCGCUAAAGUCAAUCAAGGACAAAAAAUUAAAACCUGUGAAGAGAACUCAGCUGAAGAGCAGAACUGUAGGAAACAAAAGGAGAUACUUGGGCAAGAUGUAGAAACUAACAUCAAAGAGAAAGCCAAUUUAUCAGCAGAAUUAGAAUACAAAAAGCUGAAUAGUUAUUGUGCUGAUGCUAUAAAGUUCCCAAAUCUGGGCACUGUAGACUUAAAAUCAAGAAACCACAAAUAUCCUCAGCCUAAAUCUAUGAAAGUUCAUUCUUCACAGGAGCAGUUGUACAAACGGAAGAGGAAGGAAAAUAUGAUUGGGAAGAGAGAUGUUAAGAAAACAAAGGUGGAAGAGGAAAGACUGAAUCAAUCUGAAGCAAAGAAUUCCAAGCAGCUUUCACAUAAUUGCAUGAUAAAUACUGACAAAGCUAAAAAAUUGAAUGGAGAAAAUGGCCGGAAACCGAAGAGUUCAUUAGCAGAUCGCUCUGUGCUUAAACUACAGAGAAAAAGAGCUCAGUCUUCCACCAUCUCCAAAAACUACUUUUCUAAUAAAGAGAGACGUCUCGAUGGUCAAAACAAAGACAAGUGCUCUGAGAAAAUGUUUCCUGAUAAAAACCUGCUGUACUUAAAUAGAAGAAAUAACAGAUUAAAAUUGCAUCUUCAAAAGGAACCGAAAAAACACUACCUGAACAGAGUUGCAUUUAAACGUAUGGCACACGAACGCAUCUAUUUGACAAAAUUGGAGACGUCACCUGUCAGACCUGUCUGGCAUCGUAAGGCCAAAGUGUCACAGAACAGCCCAGAUGUGAAAAGAGAUGCUUCUGUCUCAGAAGUCGACAAAUCGUGCAAACAGGAGAUACUUGAAUUUAAGCUGUGUCCAGAGAUACUGUUCAGAAAUCCAACCACCGAUGAAGAAAGCUCAACUGCAAAGAAUUCCCUGGAGAGAGAGAAAGCCAUUGUGGCAGUUUUCUCUUUAGGUGUCAAGAGUAAAAAAGAAGAUUGGUUAAAAUGUGAUUCAGUGAAGCAAAAAAAGCUGGAAGAGAUCUCUACAGUUGGCGCGAGCUGAUCCCUGCCCGCUCCUGCCUGUUGUUCAGAAAUGUCUGCAGAUGGUGCAGUGAGAAGUGCAGAGACACAUCUGGAAUUUGCCUCGGAACCCGGCCUUCAUCAUUUGAAAGAACAAACGCUCACCCUGGCGUUGUACAGUUCUGCCCUGUCUCUGGGUAUCGGCAGGGAGCUGCUUUAGUGGCUAGGACGACGGGAUGUCCUGUGGUCUGUGGAACAGGUAAAUGUGAACUUUCACGUGUAUCAACAGGUCUGCAACAUUCAGCAUGAAGUAUUGUUUAGAGAACAACUUAUUUCUGACAUAAUUCCUAACUCAAGGAAGAGACGCGUUAAUACAGAGCCGCCCAGUGAAAACAUCCCAUCUGUGUGAUGUGGAGAAAAUUCAACAAAAGGCGGCAGAGACCUUUGUCUUUAAAGGCUUUUUUUAAAAUUCACCCUGCCAGUCAGUGCCUCACGCUCCGAAACCGUAAGUGUUUAGAGGUUAACUGCAGUCAGAGGAAGCGGUUUAGCCACGCUAAACUAAUCCUGAACUGCGACAGCCUGCCAGGUGUAGGCGGGAGGGUGUUUGAGGAGUGGUGCCUCUGGCAGUGCCUGCUCCCAGAGUCCCAGCAUCCCCAUCCUCAUCCCUGAGCCGCAAGCCUGGCAGCUUGUGAUGCUGUGCACUGAACCAGGUCAGGGAAGUGAUCCACCGGCAAAUUUUGGUCACCUGUAAUAUUUUUUGCUUUUCUCUCUUAAGAAGAUCACUGGUUAAAAAUAAAACAGGGAGUCUUAGAGCAGCUAAUGUAACCUCUACCUACAUUUACUGCAUGCAGUCAUUACAACCACAGCUGAUUAAUAGCAAUAGUUUAAAAGAAACUUUGCUUAAUAGUGAGGUUUCUUUUCCUCUUAGGCUGCCAACAGCUUUCCCGUAUACAAUCUCAUUUUUCAACAUGAAGUUUUGUCUACCAGGCUGGCUAUAAUAGGCCUCUCACUUCAUUUUUUUUCAGUGCUUAGUCACCUAAGUAAGUUUUCUCUUGAUAUUUUUAUUCAAGCUUUUCUAUUGAGACAGCAGAAUCUGGAGCGCAUGAAGCUGCAGACUGAAGAGGAAGCCGCACGCUGGGGCAAGCGUUUGGCCUGUCAGGCUUGUCUCAAGCAGCUCAUUUCCCAACAUCUAUUUCCCAUGAGUAUGGGAGCAGCAACCUACCAUUGAGCGCAUUUCCUGAGGGGCCAGGAAGGGAGGACCCAUUUCAGUCGCCGGUCAUAUCCCCAGACAUUGCUGACAAGGAUCAGGUGGCAGGUUGCCACCUCUGAAGUUUGCGCUGGGUGGACAAACCCUUCAUUCUGUCUCUGAUCCACCGACAAUUCCCUUCUCAGAGAGUCACUGAAGUCUUACACAUUUCCCAUACAUUUUCUGAUUUUAUUUUCUUCGUAUUGUCACAUUGCCAAAGCCAUCCUUCCAUCCCUCUUUUUUAUUUUUUUUUAUUUUUAUUUUUCUAGUUCCCACCUGUCACAGGUGGAAAGGAAACACCAGACAACGCGAUACUGCCAACCUCAACUUACUUAGUUCACCAAGUGAGGGACAGGCUGUCUCAGGAAAAGCUACACACAAGAGCAAGCACACACACAGAGAAUUAAUGGAGACCUUCACCGUGCCCAGUGAGUUAGCACCGUCAAGCCCAGGGGAACAUGACACUCGCUCUGUCCAGCCUGUCUCCACGUUGGGCUCUGCGUAGCAGCUCAGCACCAACAUGUGAUGGUUCCACCUUGAGCGUGAGGUGUUGGACAUCUGAAGAGCAAUGCCUCCCCCCCAGUCUCUGUUACUCUCUAGUGCCAGGGAACUUACAGCCAGAUGUCGAUGCAGGCCACUAGCCAAAUCUGUCUGCAAUACCAUUUUCCCAGCAGUUUCAGAUAUUGUUCUCCAGUCACUUGUUGAUCCACGGCCUGUCCCAAGGCUCAUCACACUCAGUCAUUUGCAUUAGCCUAUUAACCACAGCUCAUUAUGCUCAGUAACACAACCCUUGAUCAAGGCAAAGUCACGAUGCUCCAGUAAUAUCAUUAUUUAUAAACAAGUAUAUAAAUAAAUGUGUGUCUGUGGGUAUUUAAGCCUUGCUUUGUAUUUACUUAACACCAAAUCUCAACUGCUUAUUGCAAAAGACAAUGAAAAAAAUAUUCUGCUUGUCCUUUUCUUUGGCUUACCUUGAAGCAUAUGUGUGAGUGUGCGUCUGUUCCAGCUUUCCAUGGAUUGGAGUCAA
Messenger RNA from Chroicocephalus ridibundus (black-headed gull), 8174 nucleotides. It is a transcript of the gene RESF1, whose product is annotated as retroelement silencing factor 1. Gene Ontology annotation, molecular function: histone methyltransferase binding. NCBI's taxonomy places the organism in Eukaryota, Metazoa, Chordata, Aves, Charadriiformes, Laridae. The transcript has 6 exons. Gene Ontology annotation, cellular component: nucleus. The record is from RefSeq and is a predicted model, not a curated record. Bases 476 to 5947 code for a protein of 1823 amino acids.